AUGGACAUCAUGCGUUUGGUGAAACCGCCCAAUGUCGCACAAGGGUUUGGUGGUUUUCCUGGACGAGAUCAACACGUCACAGCACGUGAACAUGCUCUGCGUGGCCGUGCCCUACCGGAGAGCGUCACAGUUCUGGCGGCCUUGAAUCCACGGCGCAAGCGGCCACAGGCGGCUAUGACCACUGGUUUGGUCUAUGGAAGUGGAGCUGAGGAGGAGAUGAGCAGUUUGGUCUACCGAGUCCAUGCGGUGCCGGAAACGGUCAAUGACUUCCUCUUUGACUUUGGAGCUCUGACGAAGAAGGCUGAAGAGAUGUACAUCCGCUCCAUGGUGCAAAACUGUUGGCCGGACUCCCCCGAUCGCGAACAAGUCCUGGUGACAAGCAUCCUUGGCCUAGCGCAGGACUUCAUUCGUUAUCACGAGGGUGACCCUUCGGCCGUGUCUCUGAGAGACGUGAAACGAUGUCUUCGCGUCGCAAGGUGGAUGCAGGAUCGCUUCGCCAAGAAGACCAGCAGUUCAGCGGGACAUCCACAUCCACCAUCAUUGGUUGUGGCAGUGGCUUUGGUAUAUCAUUAUCGUCUUCCAUCACGGGAGAGGCGCCAUCAGCUCUGGGUGGAUUUGGCGCGACGCAGCCCUUGGCCCCCGGACAGUGGCGUGAUGCGCCAGAGGGGCUGGGAACAGCUGAGGAAGCAGAAGGAGGAGAAUGGUUUGACGUCCAUGGAGAACCUUCUGCUGCGCGUGCAAGCGAAUGUGGCGAAGGAAUUUGAAGUGGAAAAGGAUGUGGUGAUGAACGAAGCGCUGGCGGAGAAUGUCUUUGUGGGACUCUUGUGCAUCAUGAAUCGCAUUCCACUCUUCAUCGUUGGCAAGCCAGGAACAUCCAAGACGCUCUGCAUGCAAGUCUUGCUCAGCAACCUGCAGGGCAAACAAUCCAAGUCCAAGGUCCUGCAGUCCUUGCCGGCCCUUCGCAUCAUGCAGUACCAGUGUUCGCCCCUCUCCACUGCCGACGGGAUCCAGCGACAGUUUGAUGCUGCGCGACGCUUCGCCUCGAACGCCUUGGAUGCACAGGUGGUGCUUCUGCUUGAUGAAGUCGGUCUGGCGGAGUUCUCUCCUGACAUGCCUUUGAAGGUCCUCCAUGGCAUCCUCGCGGAGCCCGGGACAGUGGCGGUGGUAGGGCUGUCGAACUGGCGCCUAGACCCGGCCAAGAUGAAUCGCAGCGUAUGUCUGGCACGACCGGAUCCGGACAGUGCCGAGGUUGGACGUACAGGAGCAGGUCUACUGGGAAGUUUGGGCGGUCGCAAAGAGGAGGAAGCCUCCUGGUUGCAGUCCCUGUCGGGCGCCUUUUGGGGCGUCUUUGCGGAUCAAGGAGGACGAGAUUGGCUCGGCAUGCGCGACUACUACAGCUUUGUCCGUGCAGUGCGGGACGGAUGUUUGAAGCACAACACGGAACAGCCGGACGCAGAGAUUUUGUGCUUCGCCAUCCAGAGGAAUUUUGGUGGUCAACCAUUGCUGCUGGAACGAAUGUUGCAAGCCAUGCUCCCUUCAGGAUCUCCCAGACAUGAACGACCGAUGAAAGAACUCUUGCAGACCAGUCUGACUGACAGGAGGGCGAGGCACUUGCUGUUGGCCAGUCAAGGCCCUGCCUUGCCAUGGCUGCAGGCGGCUGGAGUCUUGCCGGACGCCGAAAUCUUGUUGGGCAGCGACUUCCCAGAGGAUGCGUCGGAGGCCUACGCUAUCCGGCAACUGAUGUGUGUCAGAGACGCGAUGGCGAAGGGCCGGAGUCUGGUGCUCUGUGGAAUGGAUGUGAUCUACGAAGCUCUCUACGACGUCCUGAACCAACGCUACGUCCGGCGCCGCACGGAGGAAGGUGAAAUUGAGCUGAUGUUGCGCCUGGCCAUCGGGGCGCGAUCUCAGCUGUGUCCUAUGGCUGAGAGCUUCAAACUGCUGGUGCUGGUGGAUCAGGAGCAGGCCUUCAAACAGCUGGAUGUGCCGUUCCUGAACCGUUUCGAGAAGCAACUGCUGCAGCCUGCAGAUUUGCUUCCGCCCGACAGGCGUCCCUUGUUGGACUCGCUACGGGGCUGGUGCCGCGCCUGCGGCUGUGAGGCCAGCUGCGAGGUGGUCCCAGGUGGCCUGGAGCUGGGCAGCACCCUGGCGGCGCUGAUGCUGGCGAAGCCUGAGGCCAAGCUGGAGGCGUGGUGUCUCGCGGUUGGAAUUGAGGAACUGCAGCGUGCCAUCUUUGACAUGGCCUUGCCAUUGGCAGUCUUCCGGUCCAAAACCUUGCAGCAGAUGCAGCGCAGGGAGGAAGAGUAUUUCGAGGUCCGCUGCAGCCUCAGCGCCGCCAUGCGCUACGCCAUCGACGCCCACGACGCCGUUGAGUCGGGCGGCCGCGGCUUGCUCUGUGAGCUGGCGACGUCGUCGCCGAUGGCGCACAUGCCGGCGGUGAAGGAACUGGCGGCCGUGGGAGGCACAGAGAUCAUCCCGGUGUCACAGCUGUCAGGCUCGCAACAGUUGGAGGACAUCUUGGAAAAGUUCUUUCAGGUGGAAUCCGAGACCGGCCCCAGGAGCUUGAUACUUCAAGUGGAUGCUCUCAGCAGUUCCUCCAGGGUGGCUUUGACAAGACAUUGUUGCACCGUGGCACGUGCGAGGCAGAGAAAUGCCAACGCGCACGUCUUUCUGGUUCAGCAUCGUGCUGGUUGGACAGCUGAAAGGGGCGCCAGUGGCUUCACCUGGCAACCGGAAGUGGGCUGGAGCUCGGUCUUCGUGGACGACAUCCAAGGUGAAGGCACGGCAAGUGGACAGGAUCCUGCCUUCGCGGGCCAGUCACAGAAGGAAUUUCUCCAACUCUCAGUCCACGAGUUGCAAGAGAAGCAACGCAUCCCAUCCUUGGCUCAGAUUUUGCAGAAACGCAGCAGCAGCUGCGUGGCGCGCUGCGUGCAGCCGGGCGUGGGGUUGGAAGUCUUGGCCCAGCGGCUGCGGGACCUGCGCGUGGCAUUGCGGGAGGUGGAAGGCUUUGGGAAGGCUGUUGAGGCAUUGGCCAUGAUGACGCUACACCAGUGGGGCGCCGAUGCCAGCGGCUUGCACCUGCACGUGAAGCUGGCGAUGCAAGAGAUGCGUUUUGGCAGCCUUCGCAAGUCGGUUUGGCUCUCGAUCGAGCGCUUGCAGCUCUCUGCCCUUAGCCAUGCGCUUCGUUGGAUGGACUCCGACUUCAACCUGCGCCACAUCACCUCGCAGAGCUCGCCGGCGCGGCGCCUCUGGUUGAGCCUGGUGCGGAGUUCCAUGCAGUCAGCUCCACAGGUGGUUGCUGCAGCUCUCAGACCUGGAGCUGCCUUGCAAGGCCCAGCGCCCGUGCCGAACUUCGGGCGCUUCGGUCCACUGGAGUGCCGCUGUCCUUUUUCAAACCGCAUCUUAACUCAGUGCGCUUCCGUGGUCAAAACCUUGGACCAAAAAGAGCGCAGUGGGCCAAGUGAGCCUAAAAGAUGGCACGCUCUGAGCACCAAGAUCUUUGGCGAAGAGACCAUGGACGCCUUUGCAGCCUUUGAGGCCACCUUCCCAGGCUCCUUGCUGCAUGAUGCGGUGGCCACGUGGGCUCCCAUCUAUCCCUUGCUGGGCUUUGAGCUGAUGUUGAAGGUGUGCACCUUGAUCUGUGGCAAAAUCACUUCCAACCCCAUCACCUCACCCUUGGAAUUGGUUGCGGCCUUCGAAACCAGCAAGAGCUUAGUGCAGAGUGUGUGCUCGCUGCUGUCGCUGGUGGAAGCCAGAUUUGGUGAAGAUGAGUCCAACGAUGUUUCAAUGAACUUCUUGAAGGAUGAUGUGGGCGUAUCUCUGGUGGAAGGCAUUGGAACGCUGCCGGCCAGCGCUGAAUGGGUGGAACGUGCUCGACCUCACAUGCAGGUGCUGAUGUCCAUGGUGAGCACAGAUAUGGACAGUGCGCUAGCGCUCGGAUCGUCCUGGUGGCAGCUGCGCAUGAAGCUGGAGUUCCAAUCUGCCCUUGGGGAGGAGGUUUCCAUGCCCGAAGUCACUGCAGAAGAGCUGUUGAUGCCAAACUGGUGGCGUCAAAGCAUGGAACGCCUGCGGGACUCCAAAAGUGCUGCGGAAGAGAAGGUGUCACUGGCGCUCUGUCGCGGCAUGGAGGUUCUCAACGACGUUUUGUGCCUUCGCGGGGCAGAGGCUGCCUUGGCCAAGCAUGGCUUGGCGGAGGCAAUCUGGUCGCUGGUCAUGGGACAGGACCUAAAACGCCUGGGCCUACAGAAGCUUCCGCAGAGAUGUUCGAAGGCCUUGCUUCGAUGGCUCCACACGGAUCAGGUGAAGAAGGUCUUGAUGAGACAGACCUUGCAGCCACAGACCUUGCAGAUGUACAUGAACUUUCUGGAGGACGUCGAGGAGUUGGUGCGGGAAGCCCAGGAUGGCGACGUGGCGAAGGUAGAAAGCCUGAAGGGCACCGUGGAAGUCUUGCACGCUGCAGCACGCUUGCGCGGGACAAUCUCCAACUAUGCCAUGAGCUUGGUGGGUUUGGAGCAACCAGCAGCAGCUCCUGCCGCGUUGGCCACGCUUUUCACUCGCAACAAGUCCGCUGCCAUCUUUGCCGCGAAGGUGCUCCGUCGACUGGGCGGCGACCAAGAGCUUUGCCGUGUUGCCUGGAACAAACGAGGCGCCUUGCCUUGGUUUCCCUUGGACCCUUCGCGGCUGCCAAUCCUCGCCAACGAUCUUCCGGAUCCUUUCGUAAGAUUGAUCCCAAGCGAUAGGUCUUUGGAAAGGUAUAUGGCAAUUUGCAGCGCCUGCGGGCUGUGCGCAAGCUCGCCUCAAAACCUGGAUGCUUUCAAGAAGGCCGUGGAUAUUGAGUGCAAAAACAUCAACCGCCGCAGUGCUGUGGUUUUGAGCUGCAUUGCCUCCAGAGUACUGUUGAACCGACAGGCCGAUGAAGAACUGAUACUGGAGUACAAGCGGAACUUUCGCACGGAAGAGGGUGAAGCCAUCAAUUUCGAGGGCUUCACGCCAUACUGGUGCCGGCAAGAGCAGCCAGAUGCCUUUCGAAAGGCACUUGUGGCACCUUGUGGGCCACGCAAGGUGCGACCCAUCCCGGGCUCUGUGAAGUUUGGAAAGUCCCAGUUGCAUGGGCGUGGUGUGUUUGCUGAUGCAAAUUUCAAGCGUGGCGAGGUUGUUGAGGUGUGUCCUUGCCUUAUCCUCGACACCAAUGGAGCGGAUUGCAUGCAGGAUCAUUGCUUCCAGAUCAACGAAGUGAAGCUGGAUGUGGAAGGCAAAAGCGUGGUAAAGCGACAGUCACGCUACAUUCUGCCCUGUGGUUACGGUGGCAUGUACAACCACUUGGAAAGAGGGCAAGGAGAAAAUGUGCAGUGGUUCUACGAUGAAACUACGCAGUGUUGCAUUUGGGUGGCACAUCCAAAGGAGCUUGCCAUAGAGGAGGGAGUGGAGCAGAUCCAGCGUAACGAAGAGCUUUGCUUCGACUAUGGGGAGGCAUAUUGGCAAGCUCCGCAACGUGUUCAACGUCCAAAGGCACGAGCUGAAGCAGGGGCUUAG
Messenger RNA from Cladocopium goreaui, 5529 nucleotides. Lineage: Eukaryota; Dinophyceae; Suessiales; Symbiodiniaceae. The record is from the annotation of a GenBank genome assembly.